CGUAGCCUCAGGCUAAAGCUACGUGUCGGUCGUGUCGUGUCACUGUUGCUAAAGAAGGGGAACAGGCAAUGCGCAGUAAAAUUUCACAACAAACGCUCGGUUUCUCAGCUAGCUCCAGAGUCCAGACAAAAAGCAUUUCACCAAAUAAAUUCAUUUCGUUUUCAAAUGUACGAUCUUUCGUUACUAAAAAUGUUUGUGCGUAAUUCGAAACAGCAAAAGUUAUUCUUCAUACUUUGUGCAGCCGAAAAUCCAACGAACUGCAGUCAAGAAAUAUCUGAACUUGAUCUAAUUCAAUAUUUGCACUAUUUCAAUAUUGAAAAUUCGUUCAUCAAAGAUAUGUUAAUUGAAAAGUUGCUGGAAAAUCUGACAGAAAUCGACUACGAAUCCAAGAUUAUUCAAGUGGAAACUAAUCGUCAAAAUGGUACGCAUACUAAUAUUAUUGACUCAGCUAAACCUUUCCACAUUUUCGUCGUCUUCAAAACUGAGAGUGAAAAAGAUGGAGAAUUUUGAUGGUCAUUGGAAAAGACCGCGAAAGACGCAGUCGUCAUGCAACGCUCCCGCCACAAAGAUGAAGUCAAGAAUAAAUUGAAAGGGGAAACGCGCAAAGGAACUCAACUCAUAGCCGAAAAAUUGGAAGGCAAAGGUUGUAUGAGAGAAUUGUUAACAUUAUUGUGGAUUCACAUGAUUGUAGAUGCCAAAUACCAACGGAACUUGUCUCGCUGCGAGUCCGUCAUCCCGUUAAUCAUGAAAAAUAUCACGAAAAUAAGUUACGAAUACGAGAACGACUUCACCUAUUCCGCUCUAUCUGCUGAAGAAAGGAACCCCGACCUGUCAGAUAUUAUCAAUUUCCUUUCAAAUGUUUCAAAUUGGCAUCCACUUGUUUUUGCAACUUAUCUGGGACACACCGGAUUGUUCGACAGAAUCCAGCAGGACGGACAGUACAACAUCGACGGCGUGUACAAUAAUUUCACUCUGCUCAACCUGGCCAUUCUCUUUUCUAAAACUGAAAUGGCUCAACAUCUCCUGGGGCAAAUGAAAGCCGAUCCCUGUAAGUGCGACGAAAAAGGAAGGAACGCACUACACAUGGCGGUCAAAUUCAACAAGGAAACGGAAAUUGUUAACUCUUUAUUAAGCAAGGUUCCCAUCGACCAAUGUGAUGCAACUGGAACGACAGCCCUCCACCACGCAAUCAUGGCGUCCAACACCGAAAUCGUUCGUUACUUAUUAGAUAACGGAGCAGAUCCCAAAAGAUUGGACCAGAUUGGCCGCUCGCCACUUCGUGUGGCGGCAUUCUACGCCAAAGACACGAGAAUUAUCGAUCUAUUCCUUCGGAAAACAUUAGACGUUGACGAUUGCGACAAAUUCGGCGUGACUGCCCUCCAUCAUGCCGCCAUGGCGUCAAACGUCACAACCGCUCGUCACCUGUUGGCAAAAGGCGCCGAUAUCAACCGCCGUGACACGUUUGGUCUUACUCCACUUCACGUGACUGCAUUCUGUGCAAAGGACAUGGACACGAUCAAUUUGUUUAUUCUGAAUAAUAGAAAGGUGAAUCUACGUGAAUGCGACGAAUUUGGGCAAAACGUUAUCGCCUACGCAGAGAAAAACACGUACGGAUUGCGAACAAAAAUUAUCGAUCGCGUGAAAGAAAUCGACGGCGGUGUAAUCGAAGAAUGCAAUUUACUGAAACUAGCCAAAUCUGAAUUGCAGCAUAUCUCCAUCUGGAAAACUCUCGUUUGGGAUCUACACAACUACUUUACUAAUGACACUUUCACUUCUCUUUUAGCGCAGAAUUCCCAUUCGUCAGAACUGUUCUACGUCCCUUAUGCUGACCUCAAACCAGGAAAAGGCAGCGAAAUAUCCGAUUCUGUGUUGAUUUGGUACAUUGUCAACACAGGAAGUAGGAAACAACGCAACUUUGCUGAAUCCGAAAUGCCUGGAAGCAUAAAACUUUUAAACGACAUCGAUCACGAUUCCCAAAUAACAGAAAUUGAAAUUUACCACCAAAGCAAAAAUAAUUCAGCGACGUAUUUAACAAGAGCUUUUUCUCUCGUUUUUAAAACCACUAGCAAAAAGGACGGAGAACACUGGUGGUCUUUGGAGAGGAACGUGAAUUACGUUGUCCUCCAACGAUCCCGUGACACAGACGCAGUCAAAAACAAGUGCGGAGGCAAAAAUCGAAAGUAAGUUGAACCCAAUGUUACAAUCUUGAUAGAAAACGGGUCGAUUAAGAACAUUUCCCAUCAAAACCCUAUGUUGGAUUUAAAACAUUUUCUUACGGACGUGUACAAAUGGCAUCCGCUAUUCCUUGCAAUUUAUUUCGGAAAUGCCAGGUUAUUUGAGCGAACCAAGGAAAUGGCAAAGUUAGACAAGGAAUUCACUCUGUUAAACUCGGAGAAAACCUUUUCUAAUCGAAAGGAAAUGGUUUUUCAAGAAAAACAAAAGGCCGAUCCUACAACUCGUAAUGUAACAGGGAGAAGUGCACUUGCAACAGCCGCCAUACACGCAGAUAACGCGGAGGUAUUAGAUUUACUUCUAAAACACGAGAACGUGAACAUUAACAGAUAUGGUAGAUCUGCGCUUCAUUUGGCCGCAUGUACAUCAAAUCACAAUGUCGCAAGAAAUUUGAUCAAAAGGGGAGAAAAACCCAACCAGUUGGACAGCCAUGGCCUCACUCCACUUCAUUUGGCAGCAUAUCAUUCAGACGACACGGAGAUGAUCGAUUUACUUUUGGAAGCUCAAAAACAAAGUCAAGGCGACGAAAGAAUUGACAACUGGAACAAUCACGAUGGAAUGACUGCUCUACAUAGUGCCGCCAUCGCCUCCAAUGAGAUCACGGCAAAACAUUUACUCAAAAGGAGAGCAGACCCCAACCGAAAAGACAAACUUGGUCGCACGCCACUUCAUUAUGCAGCGCUCU
Molecule: messenger RNA, 2917 nt
Organism: Daphnia pulex (common water flea)
Lineage: Eukaryota; Metazoa; Arthropoda; Branchiopoda; Diplostraca; Daphniidae
Product: serine/threonine-protein phosphatase 6 regulatory ankyrin repeat subunit B-like
Exons: 1
Coding region: 547-2184 (545 amino acids)
Molecular function (GO): protein binding
Source: RefSeq, a predicted model, not a curated record